CGUACGUAUGUUUUAUUUUAUCAUAAGCUCUAUUUGCAACUUUAAUGUCUAUGUCAAAUAUUGAAAUCAACUUUUGAAAGACUUUUUUCGUCUGCGGGAAAAUGGCUGAUGUUAAAUCGCCACCUCCAAGAAAUAAUGAUAUCUAUCAAUUCUACAAAUACUUCUAUCACUCACAAUUUCAUUUUCAAGCACACUAAAUUCCUUAAAUAUUUACUUUGCGACUACUUACAUUUUUUAUGACAUGAAAAGCCUGACUUCUACUCUUCUGAAUCAAAACUAGUAAAUUCUUUCAAAUGCAUGGAAGAUGGGGAGAGUAAUGAGACUCUUUUUCAAUUGCUGAGGAUUAUACAUAAUAUAUCUGUCAAGUUAUUACUUUUAUUCAUUAAUUUUUUUAUUUUUUCUAGAUUCAAAGUAAUAAAUUCUCUUCUCUAUUUACUAAUUUAUCUCAAUCAUCAUAACUUAAUUCUUUCUUAUCUUCUCCAAUUCUUUACCUAAGCUACUAUAAAGUUUAGCAAGUACCAUUAUAAAUCAUUUAUUUAUCUUUUAUUUCAAUUAUUUAUUUCCUUUAACAAUUUAUUUUUUCUAUAUAUUAAUCUUAUUAACUUAAUUUAAACAAAAUAAUAUAAAUCAACAUUUAAUAAACAAAAUUUAACUUUAAUCCUCUCUUAAAACUCAAUUUCAUGGAUAUUUUCUUAUUUAUCAUUUCUCUUGUCUGCUUUUUGCUUUUUCAAUUUUCCAAGUAUCGUCUGCUUAUUUUUUCCCCAUUUUUUUUUCUAUUUCAAAAUUCAAAUUUAUCUUACAAUUUACUUUAAAAUUUAUAUUAUGUCAAUUUUCAAAAAUCUAACAAUCUACUCCUACAACAUUCCUGGCCUACUUUCAAAAACAACUAUACUUAGGAAACUCCUUGAUCAAUAUGAUUUUAACAUUAUUUUAACACAAGAAUCUCUUAUUACCAAUAAUAUUUAAAAAAAAAAGAAGAGAAAACAAAAAAAAAUAAAUAAAUAAAUUACAAAAACUAAUUCUUCUUCCUCUUUACUCCUUAAUCAUCCCCCCCCCUUUUUUCUAAUACAUAUUCCUAUCUUAUUUUUUUUAAUAAAUAAACAUUAUUUACAAUGUGGAUCCUGGCUUAUCCACGAGUGGUACCCGUCAUCCCACUCAAAUUAAAUGGGACCCUGACAGUAGGGUAAAUUACUGUCAACUUUGUGGAUCCUGGCUUAUCCACGAGUGGUACCCGUCAUCCCACUCAAAUUAAACGGGACCCAGACAGUAGGGUAAAUUUUCUGCCAAACGGUGAAUGCAAAUUCACUGCACUGGAGACGCCCUCUAUGGGGUGGUGGAGUGCCCACUUAAUUGUGGGAUGUCUCCCCAGUGUAUAAUAUGAUAUGAUAUGAUUGAAAUCAACUUUAUUCGUCUUAUGCAAGUUUGUGAGAAUAUGGUAUCAGUUCAAAAUUAUAAUCAAUGGAGAUUUAAAUCGUUUAGUAUAUAGAUACAUUGGAUUUAUACCUACAACAGUUAAUGACAACAUCAACAUUUCAACGCCCAAAAGAAAAUAUUAAUGAGUACAAUACUAAAUUAAGUUACCUAAAAUCUUUGAUUAAGGCUUCAAGCUUACCACCAAUUUGUUUGAGCAAUGUGGAAACAUGUGAUGAUUCAGAAAGUUUUUCAAAAUCAAUGAUUGAUAUUAAUAUACCAGAAAAUGAGGUUAACAUAGCAUAUCCUAAAAACUCAACAACAUCCAUUAAACAAUUAUAUGUUUUAAUGUCUUCUGAAAAAGAAAAUAACCUUAGAGCACGCCUUUUAUCAAAAUCUAAUGCUUAUGACAAUGAUAUUGACUUAGACGAUAUUGAUAAAAUUGCAUUUCUUAAAACUAAUUCCAAAAUUCAGGAGGCUCUAUCAGAACAAAUGGUUGAUUUGGUUAAAAAUUUAAAAAAUAAUGUUAGUCUAGCUUCAACUAUUAUUAAAAAAGAUAACAAGGUCUUAUUUCAAUCAACAAAUCUUCAAGCCAAAAAUUUAGAAAAAUUGAAAGGUGUAAGUGAUCAAUUAGAUAUCACAAAAACUAAAGCAAAUCCUUGUUGGGUUUGGUUCAUUUUAAUAUUAGUAUUUGCUAUAUUUUUUUGGAUGCUUAUAUUUAUGAAACUUUUUUCAAAAUAAAAUGUA
Gordionus sp. m RMFG-2023 is the source of this 2157-nucleotide messenger RNA. RefSeq names its product vesicle transport protein USE1-like. Gene Ontology annotation, molecular function: SNAP receptor activity. Gene Ontology annotation, cellular component: endoplasmic reticulum; SNARE complex. The record is from RefSeq and is a predicted model, not a curated record. Gene Ontology annotation, biological process: retrograde vesicle-mediated transport, Golgi to endoplasmic reticulum. Lineage: Eukaryota; Metazoa; Nematomorpha; Gordioida; Chordodea; Parachordodidae. The coding region runs from base 1516 to 2151 and encodes 211 amino acids. The transcript is spliced from 6 exons.